This is a messenger RNA of Humulus lupulus (European hop), 1490 nucleotides long. RefSeq lists its product as uncharacterized. Bases 420 to 1490 code for a protein of 356 amino acids. The record is from RefSeq and is a predicted model, not a curated record. NCBI's taxonomy places the organism in Eukaryota, Viridiplantae, Streptophyta, Magnoliopsida, Rosales, Cannabaceae. The transcript has 8 exons.
CUCUUUGAAAAGGACAACUAUUUUGUUUAUGUUGUUAUAUAUCUUAUUGCACUUCUUGAUGUUUGCAGGGCUUGUAGUCCCAGAUGUUCCAUUAGAAGAGACUGAUAAUUUAAGAAAGGAAGCUCUAAAAAAGAAUAUUGUACUGGUGUGUCUUAUUGGCCUUCCGAUUUUUCAUUCAUUUGGAUAGAUACAUUGUUCUGUUUUUUUUUUUUUGAAAUGAAAUUAACCUACAUCUUCUUGUGUGCUUCAAAGGUAUUGCUAACCACACCCACUACUCCUAAUGAUCGAAUGAAAGCCAUUGUUCAAGCUGCUGAAGGAUUUGUCUAUCUGGAUUAAUUGUUGAUUGCAAUUUGAGCAAGAGCUUGGUUUUGCAGGAUUUUCUAUAACGAAAGACUUUGGAUUUUGAUUGAUUUAUUGAGAUGUCUUCUGCGGUAAUGCGACAUCACGGAGGUGAUGGCGGGGCAGAUCCUCCUCGAGAUCCAACACAUAUAGAGGCUGACUGUGAGAGAGUGCCUGCAAUAAAAAGGCGUGGCAUCAACAAAGGGAUAUCAACCCGAGAGGCUAGGGCUGCCUUAGGUAGACCAUUACCCCUUGAGUGGGAUGUUCGAGGAAAGACGUACAAGGAAAUUGGUGAAUAUUCUCACCAUUUGUCUCGGGAGAUCGGCCUUCUCAUUCGACAAUAUGUCGAUCCCGACUAUGAUCGAUGGGAUAAAGUACCAAAGGAAGUUAGAGAUCGAAUAUUUCCUCGUCUACAGGAUGAUUUAUUCGAUAUUGGUCUCACUCGGUAUGGGGCAGAACAUCGAAGUGGCAUUCUUCUCGGCAUUCAACGAUCUUGCGCUGAUCGUUACUCAGAAUGGAAGAAUGAUAUAUCUACUCACAUAAAGAAGCAUGGUCGGAGACAUGCUCCUGAUGGUUUGGUAGAAGAAAAAUGGAAGAAAGCGCUUGAUUAUUUUGAUCGACCUGAAGUGAAGAGGCGCUCUGAGAUUAAUGCUGCGAAUCGAGCAAAACAAAAACAAAAUAGCUUCCAAGGAUCGCAGUCUACGCCAGCACUUCGUUAUAAGAAGCGCAAUAUGCAAACUGGCCAUCUCUCAGGCGUUCCAGAAACUUGGAUGGAUACUAAAUAUAAAGAAGGGAGAGGUUGGGAAAAGUUGCUGGAGGUACGUCAAACUCAGCAGACCCAAUCUUCUACGACCACCUCUAAUGCGAGUAUUGCCACAACUGAGGUGGACGACAUUGCCCUUGUUGAGACAGUCUUUGGACGCCGUCGGGGCCAUCAGACAGGACUUGGUCGUCGGAUUCGCUCGAGCGCGGAACGUGAAGUGACUGACACACUUCAACCACCGUCACCGCCCCCUACUGCCCAAGAGAUGCGGGAUGUGGUCGAACGUCUCCGAAUCGUUGAGGAGUACAUGGCUAGACUUGGUGGAGCCUCAGGUUCUGGAUCUUCUCAGCCAGGUGAUGGUCAGGAUCCGACACCUCCUACUCAAUAG